Molecule: messenger RNA, 2958 nt
Organism: Periconia digitata
Lineage: Eukaryota; Fungi; Ascomycota; Dothideomycetes; Pleosporales; Periconiaceae
Source: the annotation of a GenBank genome assembly
CCACCAUGCCAUUGCGAUGGAUCCCCCGACCACUCAGGUGAAGUUCCUCUGCAAGACUCCAUUCCGACCCUUUUGACAAUUCUGCAAUUCAUCCUGCAUGCAAAGAAGAUUGAACUUCUUCGUCAGCGACAACCCCGACUGGGUGACCGAGGCGCAACCAUGGCCACUGCGACCGUCGGGUCCAAACGCUCGUUCUCGACCAUGAUUGACAAUGCUGCGCCCAGCAUCGAGUGGGCAUCACCUCCCUCGCUCCAGCGCGCCAAGACUCCCGCUUCGUAUGGGUACAACCGACAUCUGGGAGGCAUAGCAGACUCGCGCAACUCGAGCGCUCGAUCCACUCCACGAACCACUCCAACACCUGUACCUCCUCCUACAGAAUGCCGCCGACGUUUCGAGUCGAAUGCAUCCAUUGUGCUGGUGGGAAUCCGCGGCACAGGAAAGUCUACACUGGCCAUCAUGGCCUCAAUGGCAUGCCGUCGUCGAGUCGUCGAUGUUGAGGUCCGGUUCCAGGAGGCCACGGGCUUUUCAAGCGCAAAAUAUAGAAAGCAGUUUGGGGCAUCAAACCACAACUUGCGGCAGGAGGAGCUGCUGCGUAAUAUACUUCAGACACAUGAUAAAGACGCUAUCAUUGUAUGCAAUGGGAGUGCCUUGGAGAGAAGCGGCCAGGUUCUGCUCCAGGACUUCUCCAAUGCACAUCCCGUAAUCCACAUCUUUCGCGACAUUGCGAGUGUUCACAGUUACCUGGAGGUCGUUGAGUUAUCCAAGUUACAGGAUUUGGUGGCAUUCACUGCGCCAAUAUUCCGACGUUGUUCCAAUUACGAGUUCUACAAUAUAUCCGAGAGCAAGGCCGCUCUUUCAGUGGUACCUGUGAACCAACCUUCGGUGCCCGCGUUUCUCACUCUGAAAAGGGCUGAGCGUACUUUUCUCAAAUUUCUUUCCAUGAUCAUAUCACCCGCGGCAACGUACGGCGUGGGCCAAGGUGUACCAAUAUCUUUCGAACCUGGCUUCCCAUUAUCCGAAGUGCCUGUAGAGCUCAGAAAAUACACGUGUGCCGUCCAAGUGCCCCUCUCCGAUUUAGAUCCAGAAGAGGUGGAUAUUGAAGGCUUAGAAUUCGGGUCGGAUGCGUUUGAAGUGGUUGUUGAGCCCGUCGAAAUCGAACAACGUUUCCAGCAGCUUCCUACGGACAGAGCAGAUCGCAUCAGCAACGCGAUAGCCAAGAUUCGGAGGAGCACUGUAGUUCCUGUCAUAUAUCAUGUAACACCGGCAGCAGAACACAGUUCAAAUGUUGCCUACCUAGAACAUAUACGCCAUGGUUUGAGGAUGGCACCGGAAUUCGCUACUAUCGAUUUAUCCUUGGACGAAGCGAAUGUGCGAGACAUCAUCGAAUCGCGAGGAUCGACCAAGAUUAUCGGGCACCUGCACACUUCGGUAGACUGGUACAAUCCGUUUUGGAUUGAAAAGUACGAGGCGGCCAUGCGUCUGGGAUGUGCUGCAGUGAGAUUCACUCGGCCAGCCAAUUUUAUGGACGACAACCAGGCUAUACAGAGUUUUCGCAACAAGAUAUAUGAUAAGCCUCGGUCGAUUCCCCUCAUAUGCUUCAAUACUGGCCGUCCAGGACGCCGCUCGGCAUGCUUUAAUCAAGUGCUUACCAGCGUCAUUCCGGCAUCAGUGAGAGACGGACCGUCAUUCCAGUCUAGGACCGAGCAUAACCCGGAAACAUCAUGGCUUACUGUACGAGAAGCAACCCACAUCUUGUACGCAUCAUUUACGUACGAUCCUAUGAGGUUCUAUAUCGUAGGGGCACAUGCUGGAUACAGCCUCUCUCCAGCCAUGCACAAUGCAGCUUAUAAGGCUUGUGGUAUGCCACACAACUACACGACAGUGCAAACAUCAACGUUGAACACACUGCAAGAAUUAGUGCAGGACCCCAGCUUUGGGGGUACUGCCAUCACUCAGCCGUUCAAGUUAGAAGUUAUUUCGUUGGUCCAUUCUAUGAGUAGACACGCACGCGCCAUCGGUGCGGUCAACACUCUUAUUCCAGUGCGUCAUAUCAAUGAUGAUGGCACUAUACCUGGAGACUUGGACUUGUUCAAAGAACGAAACCAGUCUGGACCUGUCAAAGCCCUCUAUGGAGACAAUACGGAUUGGAUUGGAAUUAAAUCAUGCAUUCGAAGAGGGCUUUCACCCGCCAACGCGGUCAGGCCAAGCACAUGCAGUUUGGUAAUUGGUGCAGGCGGUAUGGCACGUGCCGCAGUGUAUGCGUUGUUGCAACUCGGAGUGAAGCAUAUUGCUGUGUACAAUCGAACAGCGGCGCAUGCGGAGAAGCUUGUGGCACAUUUUGACCGCCUGGUUGCUUCCUCGGCGGAUACGGGACUGCUGCCCUUGAGCGGGCAAAAUGCAGAGCCGACGUUCCACGUUCUCCUCUCCCGAGAUGAUGCUUGGCCAGCUGAUCUUCGACCACCGACGAUAAUACUUUCGUGCAUCCCGACACACCCGGCUGACGGUGCGCCUUCACCUGGCUUCACGUUACCUCAGCAGUGGAUGCAUAGCUUGACAGGAGGUGUGGUGAUUGAGCUCGCAUAUAGAACGUUGAAUACGCCUCUGAUGAGACAGAUCAGAGAGGUAAGGUCUCGUGCAUGGGUAUGCAUGGAUGGAUUGGAUUUGUUGCCUGAGCAAGGUUUCGCACAGUUUGAGCUAUUUACUGCCAAAAGAGCACCACGCAGGGUAAUGCGGGAGGAGGUGCUGCGAUCUUGGACGGACGAACAGGGACGGUCUGAUCCGGCUAUGGUACAGACUAGACUGGAAGCAAUUGACGAACAGGAACCAUAAUGACUAAAUGUAUGUAAUGAUAUAAGAAUUUUCGGUACACCACGGGUCGAUGAAGGCCCUUGCUCUCUCAUACAAUGUUCUUCUUUUCCAGCAUGUCGCAUUGUGUUGUAACAUAAUAGGGAACAGGUA